GCCACGCUGUGUUAUUUAUUUUUCAUUGAUUGGAAGUAUUUUUCAUUACUCUCACAAGUACCACUCAUGAAUUUAAUCAACGUCAAGCGAAUCACCCUGAUUACGAAAAUCAGCUAGUCAACAGUUCUCUUCAUCUUAUCAAAGUUAAGCGAUACAAAGUUGAAGGCGUAUUGAGAACGUGCAUAAACACAAGCAAUUAAAAAGCGACCAGAACUUAAGAUGUUCGCUCGAAAAUUACUUGUAAGGUGUUACUGCAGCACUAAAAACGGCAACAAGCCUCCAGUACCACAUUUUUCUGCUGCGGGAAGUCAUAGAUCGCCGUGGAAGAUCUUGAAGGACGAAUUUAAAUCGAUUAAAGAUGGUAAUUUGGAAAUACCGGAGCAGAAAGUACCCCGAGAAUCUGAUAUUGUUAUCAUUGGGGGUGGGCUUAUGGGAUCGUCUGUGGCUUAUUGGCUCAAACAAAGAAAUCCGAAAGCCUAUGAAAUUACUGUUGUUGAAAGAGAUCCAUCGUACACAAGAGCUGCCAGUGCAUUGUCCUGUGGGGGACUACGUCACCAGUUUUCUUUACCUGAGAAUGUGAAGCUUUCAAUGUUUACUUCACAAUUCCUUCGAAAUAUCAAGCAAUAUUUAAGUGUUUUAGAUAUGGAUCCUCCUGAUGUUCAGUUCAAUCAUCAGGGAUAUUUAUUCUUGGCUACACCUGCUGGAUCAGAACAACUUGCAAAGAAUGUCAAAAUGCAGAGAGAAAAUGGUGCCAAAAUUGAACUACUGAGUCGUGAUCUUCUGGCCAAAAAAUUUCCUUGGCUUAAUAUAAAUGGAAUUGAACUGGCCUCAUAUGGACUUGAAGGUGAAGGCUGGUUUGAUUCAUGGACUUUAAUACGAGCUCUGAAACAAAAAAAUUUAUCUCUUGGUGUAAGAUAUGUCACUGGUGAAGCCAUUGGAUUUGAUCUGACAUCAUAUGUUGAACAUAGCAGUGAAGGUCUUGUAACAAAAAAUAAGUUAGACUGUGUACAGAUAAAAAGUGAUGAUGGAAUUUACCACACAAAGUUUGCCAUUGUGGUUAAUUGUGCUGGACCUUGGGCUGGAGAGGUGGCAGAAAUGGCAGGGAUUGGACAUGGUAAAGACAUUUUGUCUGUGCCUUUGCCUGUGGAACCCAGAAAACGCUAUGUUUAUGUAGUCCAUUGUCCAAAAGGCCCCGGUGUUGAUUCUCCAUUUGUCAUAGAUCCAACCAAAAUGUAUUUUCGACGAGAAGGAUUUGGUGGACAUUAUAUUUGUGGAAUGUCGCCAACAGAAGAAGAAGAACCAUCAACUGACAAUCUUGAUGUAGAUUAUGGAUAUUUUGAUAAAAACGUUUGGCCACUUUUAGCAAAAAGAGUGUCAAAAUUUGAGUCUCUGAAGGUGAAGAGUGCUUGGGCUGGUUUCUAUGAUUACAAUUACGCUGACCAAAAUUUAAUUAUUGGAAAUCACCCUUACCACAGGAAUAUGUUUUUCGCCAAUGGUCUCAGUGGCCAUGGCAUUCAACAUGCCCCUGCCAUUGGCCGUGCCAUUAUGGAAUGCAUUAUUGAUGGCAAGUUUGAAACUAUAGAUUUAUCCAGAUUUACAUUUGAAAGACUGUUGGAUGAUGAACUUAUAUUUGAACAAGGAAUUGUUUAACUAAGAAGAGUUACUCUUCCACGCACACAUAACCAUCAGAGAGAGAGAAAGAGAGACAAAUAAUGAAAUAAAGAAAAUCGCUUGUUUUUAUUUAUUUAUUU
Molecule: messenger RNA, 1751 nt
Organism: Octopus sinensis (East Asian common octopus)
Lineage: Eukaryota; Metazoa; Mollusca; Cephalopoda; Octopoda; Octopodidae
Product: FAD-dependent oxidoreductase domain-containing protein 1
Exons: 9
Coding region: 220-1650 (476 amino acids)
Cellular component (GO): cytoplasm
Molecular function (GO): oxidoreductase activity
Source: RefSeq, a predicted model, not a curated record